AUGGAGGCAAUGAAGAUGAAGAUUGUCGUGGCGGUUCUGGUUGCGAUGAUAGCCUUCUCUGUUGUUCAACAGACGGCUGCAGCCGUUGAUGCUCCGGCGCCGAGUCCUACCUCCGAUGCUUCCUCGUUUAUCCCGACGUUCUUCGCCUCCGCCGCGGUUUUGGCCUUUGGAUUACUCUUUUAA
Thlaspi arvense is the source of this 183-nucleotide messenger RNA. NCBI's taxonomy places the organism in Eukaryota, Viridiplantae, Streptophyta, Magnoliopsida, Brassicales, Brassicaceae. The record is from the annotation of a GenBank genome assembly.